Messenger RNA from Exophiala viscosa, 849 nucleotides. RefSeq lists its product as uncharacterized. Lineage: Eukaryota; Fungi; Ascomycota; Eurotiomycetes; Chaetothyriales; Herpotrichiellaceae. The transcript is spliced from 4 exons. The record is from RefSeq and is a predicted model, not a curated record. Bases 1 to 849 code for a protein of 282 amino acids.
AUGUCUCUCACCGGUAAAGUCACUCUCAUCACUGGCGGCGGCAAGAACUUGGGCGCUGCAAUUGCGAGCCUUUUCGCCCUCGAAGGAUCCAAUCUGGCCUUGCACUACAACUCAGCUUCGUCCAAGGCCUCGGCUGAUGCCCUUGCCGCCCAAUUGUCGUCGAAAAACAGCAACACAAAAGUGGAGACAUACCAAGGGGACCUGACACAAGUGUCGAACGUGACGGCAUUAUUCGACGCCGUGCAGAAGGACUUUGGCGGCAAACUGGAUAUCGUCAUCAACACGGUCGGGAUGGUGCUGAAGAAGCCGCUGACCGAGAUAUCUGAGAAGGAAUAUGACCAGAUGUCCGCGGUGAACUCCAAGGCUGCGUUUUUUGUCACCCAGGAAGCUGCCAAGCGCGUCAGCGAGGGCGGGAGGAUCAUCAACACUGUCACCAGUCUGCUGGCCGCCUAUACGCCUCUGUAUACGAGUUAUCAAGGAACUAAGGCGCCGGUGGAGUACUUCACUAAAGGGCUGAGCAAGGAGUUGAUGCCGAAGAAGAUCAGUGUCAAUGCUGUGGCACCGGGUCCAAUGGAUACGCCCCUGGCCCGUCUUCCUCGUCAAUCCCCUUCGCAUUGUCUAGCUCCUUACCCGAUACCCAAAGAGGCUUGUUCUGACCUUCCAUUCUGGAUAGCAUUCUUCUAUGGCCAAGAAACUCCCGAGGCAGUGGAAUUUCACAAGUCCAACGCCAUCGGCGGACGUUUGACAUUGGUGGAUGACAUCGCGCCGAUUUAUAAGUUUCUCUGCACAGAGGGAGCAUGGAUCAAUGGCCAGACACUUUUCGCCAAUGGAGGGUACACGAGCCGCUAG